AUGCUUGUCUGGCGACGAUUUAUUCAUACAAGUGUACCUCGAUAUUUGGCUCAAUCAGCUGCUGCAUCAAAUUCAGCAUCGCCAUUAAGUAUUUUACGAAAGAAAACUGGUUAUUCACUAUCACAUUGUCGAACAGCACUUCAACAAUUUAAUGAUAAUUUAGAACAAGCAGAAGCAUGGCUUCAUCAACGUGCACAAGCUGAAGGUUGGAGUCGAGCAACAAAAUUACAAAGUCGUGCUGCAUCUCAAGGUUUAAUUGGUAUUAUUACAAAUACUGAUACAGCUGCAAUGGUUGAGAUUAAUUGUGAAACAGAUUUCGUAGCUAAAAAUGAAAAAUUUCAACAACUUGUUUCUCAAGUUGCAAAUAGUUUAUUAUUGAAUCAGCAAGAAAAAACCAAAGACAAAGUAUUUUUUGAUAAAGAUACUCUAUCGACAUUACCUAGUGUUGAUGAUCGUUCGAAAACAUUAGCUGAUAUAACAGCUUUAUGUGUUGGUACAGUUGGAGAAAAUGUCGUUUUACGACGUGGUAUUGUUUUUAAUACAAAACCUAAUCAAUUACUAUCUAGUUAUUGUCAUGGACAAGUUAAUACUGCUAGUUCGAAUUUAUGUCGUAUGGGAAAAUAUGGUGCACUUGUUAAAUAUUCUCAAAUUGAUUCAUCAAAUAAUGCUUCGGAUGAUGGAACAUCAUCUUCUAGUGUAUCAACUCGUUCUUAUCCAUUACGAACUAUUUGUCAAGAUAAUAUUGAAAAACCUAUUGAAUUAAGUACUUAUCUUGAUAAUGAAGAUGAAGCUACUCUACUUCAUGAAUAUUUAAAUGGAUAUAUUUAUGCAUUACCAUCACGUGAAAGUGUACAUGAUUUACUUUUAAAAAAUAUCGGUACACAAAUUGAACAACAACAAUUAAAAGAUGUUCAUAUUCUUCCUAUGGAUAUUCGUAUACAAACACCUGAUCCAGUCUAUAUUUAUUAUCCAGGUCUAUGUCUUAGUAAUCAAGCACCAAAAACUGAUCAAGCAAUAACACGUGAGCCUAUUGUUAUUAUUGAAAUCAUUACACCAACAACUGAACGUUUAAUAUUACAUGAAAAAUCAAUAAAUUAUCAAAGAAUACCAUCAUCAGAAGAAAUUAUUUAUAUUUGGCCUAAUUUAAAAAUAGCUCAUGUUGAUUUUCGUGAUAAACAAUCGUCGAAAUGGACAAGAAAAUAUUAUAGUCAUCAAGAUAAAAUUCCGUUACCAUCAUCAUUCAAUAAUGGAGAAUUAGUACUUAGUGAUAUUUUCGAUAGUAUGGUAAGUUUCAAAUUUCAUAUAUACAUCAUGUGA
Adineta steineri is the source of this 1317-nucleotide messenger RNA. NCBI's taxonomy places the organism in Eukaryota, Metazoa, Rotifera, Eurotatoria, Adinetida, Adinetidae. The record is from the annotation of a GenBank genome assembly.